Molecule: messenger RNA, 1527 nt
Organism: Anopheles gambiae (African malaria mosquito)
Lineage: Eukaryota; Metazoa; Arthropoda; Insecta; Diptera; Culicidae
Product: prostaglandin reductase 1
Exons: 2
Coding region: 347-1339 (330 amino acids)
Biological process (GO): prostaglandin metabolic process
Cellular component (GO): cytoplasm
Molecular function (GO): 2-alkenal reductase [NAD(P)H] activity; 15-oxoprostaglandin 13-reductase [NAD(P)+] activity
Source: RefSeq, a predicted model, not a curated record
UAGCCAAGGAAAGUCAAAAUCAAAAUGUAAACAAUAAAUAACCACCGAGCUGGUGAAUCCUCGGAGCGUCACGAUCGUGGAAAGAAAAGAGGAAAGGAAAAUACGUUCCCGAACCAAAAGACAUAUAACUCUGGGCAGUCGAAGUCUAAAAGAGAGAGUAAGCCUCUGAAUAUGCUGUUUCAAACAAGCGUUUGAACAACAUAGGAGGAUAAAUCCCUUCUCGCCAAAUAGAAGAAGAAGAUCGUGGAAAGAAGCCAAACAAGCUGCUAGGAAUAAUCAAAUCGUUUUGUGAACGAGUGUAUUCACUGAUUGAGUGUUGUUUACACCUGCUAGACCCCUAAAAAGAAUGCACAUUGCAAAGAAAUGGAUUUACGCGAAGCCGUUCGUCGAUGAGCCGACGCUCGACAACUUCGAGCUGGUGGAGGAACCGGUGCCGGAGCUGCAAGAUGGAGAAUUCCUUAUCAAAGCCCUGUACCUGAGCGUGGACCCGUACAUGCGCAUCUACAUGCUGCCCAGCCCGACCGGCAGCACCAUGAUCGGGGGCCAGGUCGGCGAGGUGAUCGAGAGCCGGCACGCGGACUUCCCGGUCGGGGCGCUCGCGUUCGCGCAGGUCGGCUGGCGCACCGUGUCCGUGUGCGCACCGGCCAGCUUCGAGACGCGCAAACCGUACGUGCUGCCGGAGCUGGGCCCGCUGCCCGCCUCGCUCGGGAUGGGCGCGCUCGGCACGGUCGGCAACACGGCGUACUUCGGGCUGCUCGAGAUCUGCCAGCCGCAGCCGGGCGAAACGGUGGUGGUGAGCGGGGCGGCCGGUGCCGUCGGCAGCCUGGUGGGCCAGAUCGCGAAGAUCAAGGGCUGCCGGGUGGUCGGGAUCGCCGGCUCGACCGAAAAGUGCGAGUGGUUGCGGGAGCUCGGCUUUGACGGGGUGAUCAACUACAAGGAGGAGGACGUCGGGGAGGCACUGCGCCAGCUGGCCCCGGACGGGGUGGACUGCUACUUCGACAAUGUCGGUGGCCGCACGGCCGAGACGGUCAAGGGGCAGAUGAAGCCGUUCGGGCGCAUUGCCGUGUGCGGCACGAUUUCCCAGUACAAUGGGCGUGAGCCGGCGCGCGUCACCGACCCGCAGAGGGACUUUGUGUGGAAGCAGCUGGUGCAGGAGGGGUUCAGUGUGCACCGGUGGACCGACCGGUGGUUCGAGGGUGUGCACCAGAACCUGCGCUGGAUCCAGGAGGGGAAGCUGAAGGUCCGCGAAACGGUCACGGACGGGUUCGAGAACAUGCCGCGCGCGUUCAUCGAGAUGAUGCGGGGCGGAAACGUGGGCAAGGCGGUUGUUAAAGUUUAAAUGCCUGUUAGUGAGCGUGAAAGUCGAAAUAGAACAAUGAUAAUUCUAAAAUCUUCAAGAAAAGUUUAUGUUAAAUGUUGGAGAGCAUUUAGGGGGAAAUCAAGCCAACUAUAAGCAGAUAAGGUGAACAAAACUGAUAAGCAAUCUUUAAAGUGCCUUAAUAAAUUAGGUCAACAAACGCACCAAUA